Ramularia collo-cygni is the source of this 432-nucleotide messenger RNA. RefSeq names its product related to glia maturation factor beta. Bases 1 to 432 code for a protein of 143 amino acids. Lineage: Eukaryota; Fungi; Ascomycota; Dothideomycetes; Mycosphaerellales; Mycosphaerellaceae. The transcript is spliced from 4 exons. Gene Ontology annotation, molecular function: actin binding; Arp2/3 complex binding. Gene Ontology annotation, cellular component: actin cortical patch. Gene Ontology annotation, biological process: actin filament debranching; negative regulation of Arp2/3 complex-mediated actin nucleation. The record is from RefSeq and is a predicted model, not a curated record.
AUGGCCUCUGAAAGCAGACUCUACACCUUCGGGUCAGACACGAAAGACAAACUCCGAAAGUUCCGCCUAUCGACCUCCCGAUCCAACACGCCCCAAGCAAUCAUAUACCAGAUCGACAAAAAGACUCUAGAAAUCAAACCCUCCGAUGGCGAAGUCUACACAGAUAUGCAAGAGCUGAGCGAUGAGAUGCCUGACAACACGCCGAGAUACAUUCUCCUCAGUUAUCCUCUUACAUUGAAGAAGUCUGGACGGCUAGCGGUCCCUUAUGUCAUGCUCAAUUAUAUGCCGCCGACUUGCUCUGCAGAGCUACGGAUGUUGUACGCGGGAGCAAAAGAAUUGAUGAAGAAUACGGCCGAGGCGGGGAAGAUCAUUGAGAUUGAAAAUGCUGAUGAGCUGGAGAGCAUUGAGGAGAAGUUACAGGGAGAGGAAUAA